This is a messenger RNA of Ochlerotatus camptorhynchus, 4539 nucleotides long. Its product is annotated as probable phospholipid-transporting ATPase IIA. Bases 316 to 3741 code for a protein of 1141 amino acids. NCBI's taxonomy places the organism in Eukaryota, Metazoa, Arthropoda, Insecta, Diptera, Culicidae. The record is from RefSeq and is a predicted model, not a curated record. Gene Ontology annotation, biological process: phospholipid translocation; endocytosis; retrograde vesicle-mediated transport, Golgi to endoplasmic reticulum. Gene Ontology annotation, molecular function: magnesium ion binding; ATPase-coupled intramembrane lipid carrier activity; ATP binding. Gene Ontology annotation, cellular component: endosome; plasma membrane; trans-Golgi network. The transcript is spliced from 8 exons.
GCAAUUUUUAUCAGCUAGAAAGCAAAAUCAAUUGAUAAGAAAUGAAAACAACAUUUAAUUCCGUUCGAUCCACGUCCGGUGUGAUCUGAAGUGUGCGAUAAAUAUAGUAACUACUAACAGUUAAUGUUGUAAUACGUAAACCUACUGCCAGCAGCAGGAAGUGCGCUUCGUGAAAAAGUGCAAAUUGCGUGCUGCAGUGAAAAUUUUUGACAACAGGAUUACCGUGCUAAAUCGAAGCAUAGUGACACAGACAGGAAAAGGACCUUGGCAGGUUGGUUGCUCCAAAUAUCCCGAGGGUAGCCUUUCUUCGGAGGGAUGAAUGUGGAAUUACGUGAUUUUGAAAUCAGUGACUCAGAGGCAGAAUUACUAAUCGCACCUUCCGGCAGCGGCCGAGUGAUAAGCCGAACAUACGGUGGACGUUCUUUGCGAAAUCGCAGAAGGGAACCGUUCAAGCUGGCGAACUUUCUGAAGACAUUGUGCUGCUGCUGGUGCUGGGCCUGGCGAAAAUGGUGUGCUUCCAAGGAGCUGAAACCGCGGACGAUCUUUAUCGGCCGCCCGUCGACGGAGAAAUUCCCGCCGAACGAAAUUCGCAACCAAAAAUACAACUUCUUCUCUUUCCUACCGUUGGUGCUGUUCGAACAGUUCCGGUUCUUCUUAAAUCUGUACUUCCUGAUCAUGGCUGUGAGUCAAUUUAUUCCGGAUAUUAGGAUUGGUUACCUCUAUACGUAUUGGGGUCCGCUAGGAUUUGUGCUUGCGGUUACGAUCAGUCGAGAAGCAAUCGACGACUUGCGACGGCACAAACGGGAUCGGGAAGUCAAUUCCCAGAAGUACAAACGAUUUAUCAGUGCUGACAAACCACCGGAACAGGUGUCAUCCUCGAAGCUGAAGGUUGGCGAUAUCAUCAUAGUGGAGAAGGAUGAACGCGUUCCGGCCGAUUUGAUACUGCUGCGAACUAGCGACAAAAGUGGCGCCGUUUUUGUACGAACGGAUAUGUUGGACGGUGAAACCGAUUGGAAGCUGCGUUUGGCAGUGCCGGCUACUCAAAAACUUCCUUCCCACAACGAUUUAUUCAACAUGGGUGCUUCGUUGUACGUUGAAAAACCCCAAAGAGACAUUCAUACUUUUAUUGGAACGUACUCCAAGCUUGAAGGGUCCGAAGACGAAGGUCUUACUGUGGAAAAUACUUUAUGGGCUAACACGGUGGUUGCAUCUGGAACGGCAGUGGGAAUCGUCAUCUACACAGGAGCAGAGACGCGGAGCGUAAUGAACAACUCGCAACCCCGUUCGAAAGUUGGUUUACUAGAUCUGGAAAUUAACGGAUUAACGAAAGUACUAUUCUGCGCCGUCAUUGGGCUGUCCUUUGCGAUGAUGUGUUUGAAAGGUUUCAACGGACCGUGGUAUCGAUACAUGUUCCGAUUCGUUCUGCUCUUUUCCUACAUCAUACCCAUUAGCUUGCGGGUUAAUUUGGACAUGGGAAAAGCAUUUUACUCUUGGCAGAUACAAAAUGACGAGGAAAUCCAAGGAACUGUGGUUCGUUCGACAACGAUCCCGGAGGAGCUUGGACGGAUAUCGUACUUGUUGACAGAUAAAACCGGAACCUUGACUCAAAAUGAAAUGAUCUUCAAAAAGAUCCACGUAGGAACGGCAGCUUACGGGCGAGACACAUUCUCGAUGGUAUCGGCAACAAUGCAAUCCGUAUAUAAUACGAUUUCAGUGCAAGGAGAUGCAUCGCCGGCUAAAAGUUCUAAAUAUCAACCACGGUUGAGAAAACCUGACGGUUGGCGUAUUUGGGAAUCCGUCAAAGCGCUUGCACUGUGCCACAAUGUGACUCCCGCCUAUGACAAUGGCAUUGGAGGCAAUGUGUUAAAUGGUUCAGAUCGACGGAACUCACCUUCUCGAUCGAUUUCAGUGGAAGCCCAAGAAUCGGUCAAGCUACCGGAGAAAACGUAUCAAGCUUCCAGUCCAGAUGAAAUUGCCCUAGUCAAGUGGACAGAAUCUGUAGGACUAACACUGGUCAAUCGUGAUCUAAACCAUAUGACACUUCAGGUUCGUGAAAAGGAAUCGCAACGCAUUUCGAUGAAUGAGAAUGCCUCAAUUAACACGACCGUCACCAACCUGUCGGUUAACUCAAAAACGGAUCUCAACUCACCUUCCAGUUCGGGAAGUGUCACCUCGCUGAAUUCUCUCGCCGGCGGUAUUAUGAAGUACCAAAUUCUUCAAACGUUCCCUUUCACCAGCGAGAACAAGCGAAUGGGUAUUAUUGUGAAGGAACUGAAUAGCGGAGAAAUCACAUUUUAUCUCAAAGGUGCCGAUGUUGUGAUGGCAGCGAUUGUUCAGUACAACGAUUGGCUUUCAGAGGAAAGCGGCAAUAUGGCACGAGAAGGUCUUCGUACAUUAGUCGUUGCCAAAAAGAUUCUUACCGAGGAGCAAUACAAUGAUUUCGAGACACGUUACAAUGCAGCCAAGGUCAGUGUCACUGAUCGCGUGACGAAGGUGUCCGCUGUAAUCGAAAGUUUAGAACGAGAAAUGGAAUUGCUUUGCUUGACCGGUGUAGAAGAUCGAUUACAGGAAAGAGUAAGACCUACGUUGGAAUUGCUACGUAAUGCUGGCAUCAAAAUUUGGAUGCUGACGGGAGACAAACUUGAGACGGCAACUUGCAUUGCCAAAAGUUCCCACCUAGUUGGAAGGAACCAGAAUAUUCACGUGCUAAAAAGUGUCCUCACUCGAACCGACGCCCAUUUGGAGUUGAAUCAAUUCCGGCGGAAGCAGGACUGCGCAUUGGUAGUUUCAGGCGAAAGUCUUGAAAUUUGCCUCCAAUACUAUCAACCAGAAUUCAUGGAACUGGCAACCGCGUGUCCAGCAGUGGUUUGCUGCCGGUGUAGUCCUACGCAGAAGGCCCAAGUUGUGUCACUAAUUCAAAAGUAUUCCGGAAAGCGAACGUGCGCUGUAGGUGAUGGAGGUAACGAUGUCAGUAUGAUCCAGCAAGCCGAUGCCGGUAUCGGUAUAGAAGGACGCGAGGGUAAGCAAGCUUCCCUGGCCGGAGAUUUCAGCAUACCGCAGUUUUCACACAUUGCCAAACUGUUGAUCGUGCACGGCCGGAGGUCGUACAAGCGAUCAGCCGCGCUAUCGCAGUUUGUCAUCCAUCGAGGCUUGAUUAUAUCAACCAUGCAAGCCGUCUUCUCGGCCGUAUUCUACCUAUCCUCUGUGGCCUUAUAUCAGGGAUUCCUGAUGGUCGGUUAUGCGACACUGUACACAAUGUUCCCGGUAUUUUCGCUCGUGUUGGAUCAGGACAUUAGCUCGAACAUAGCGCUCACUUAUCCCGAGCUGUACAAGGAACUGUCAAAGGGUAGGAGUUUGAGUUACAAAACGUUCUUCAUGUGGGUGUUGAUUAGUAUUUAUCAAGGCGGUGUGAUAAUGUACGGAGCGCUGAUUUUGUUCGAGGACGAGUUCAUACACAUCGUAGCGAUUAGUUUUUCUGCACUUAUCCUGACCGAACUAAUCAUGGUGGCGCUAACUAUCAGAACGUGGCACAAAUUGAUGGUACUGGCAGAACUCUUCAGCCUGGUGCUCUACAUAUUCUCAUUAGCCGUAUUGCACGAGUACUUCGACUGGGAGUUUAUCUGGUCGUGGGAAUUCCUGUGGAAGGUCCUAGUGAUAACACUCGUCUCGUGUCUACCGUUGUACAUUUUGAAAUUCCUGCGGAAGAAAUUCUCGCCGCCGUCAUAUUCUAAGCUGACUUAAGCUGUGGGCUUUGCGCAGAAUAACAACAGAUUAAGAAAAUACGCUUCUGACACACAAAAUUUUUACUCUCGAUUUACACCAAAAGAAGCCAACAAUGGAACACAUAUAGCUAUUAUGCCGGGUGGUUUUCACUACUAUAUCACUGAUCAUUUAUUCGCGAUUUUAGUCAAUUUGUUCCCGUACGAUUGUUAGACAAAUUUUAUUUUCGAUUGUGACACAGAAAAAUCCUCAUCGGGGAAAUGCCUAAAUGUUAAACUUCUUAAUGUUGUGUAUUUUCGUUUGGUCCACAUCGUCAGUAUAUUCUGAUUAUUAAAUAGUUUCGUUCGAUGAUUUGUGAUUUGUCCUUAAGAAAUAAUAAUCGUGAUAUUUUAAACAACUGCAUUAAACUAAGUAGUUUCAUUCAUGUUCUUACAAAAAAAAAAUCAUUUUUUUUUUCUCAAUCACCAAAAGUACGCAUAACUUUUAUACAAUCAGGAAAAAUCAGAGAAAAUAGAGGAGAGAAAAAAAUUUGAAGUCGAUUUCCAGGUGAAGCAACUAACAUUAAUUCAACAUAGUUAAUUAUGAAUCCAACAAAUCGUUAACCUAGUGUUUUAUAAGAAUGAAAACGAUCAAUAUUUAUUCGUGUGACGUUGAAGAAAGCAUUUCAGUUAGAAAAGCUUACCGACAGGUGUGAACCAAUCGGUAGGAGGUUUGUCGAGCAGCGAAAACGAACUUAUGAAUGACAGAGAAUAGACUACUGACUAUUAUUAACUGGAAAAUAACAAUAAAGAAAACUUUUACUGAAUCAAUUUAUUAAAA